AACUUCCACUCCCAAUGUCCACUUCAAAUGAAUGCCUUCCCCUUCCCCUUCCUCUUCACCAUUCAAAACCCAUUUCAUAACCCCACCGCUCCGCCAUGACAAUCUUUUCUCUCCUCCUCCUCCUCCUCCUCCUCUCUCUCUCCUCCCUCGCUCAUUCUCUCACCUCCCUCUCCGAUCUCUCCGCCCUCAAAGCCUUCAAAUCCGCCGUCAAACCCUCUUCCAUCCCCCCUUGGUCCUGUCUCGCCUCCUGGAAUUUCUCCGUCGAUCCCUGCGCCCUCCCCCGUCGCACCUCCUUCUCCUGCGGCCUCCUCUGCAAUCCCGCCGCCACUCGCAUAACCCAACUCACCCUCGAUCCCGCCGGCUAUUCCGGCACUCUCUCCCCACUUCUCUCUCGCCUCACUCAAUUAACGGUUCUCGACCUCGCCGACAACUCCUUCUCCGGUCUCAUCCCCUCUGCCAUUUCCUCUCUCCCCAAUCUCCAAAUCCUCAUUCUCCGUUCCAAUUCCUUCACCGGAGUGAUCCCACCUUCAAUUUCCAACCUUAAAUCCCUCGAAUCCUUGGAUCUCUCUCACAAUUCCCUCGCCGGAAAUCUCCCCAAAUCUCUGGUUUUCCUCUCUGCUUUACGACGCCUCGAUCUCAGCUUCAAUCGACUCACCGGCUCCAUUCCAAAACUCCCGCCGAACUUACUCGAACUCGCUUUAAAACGAAAUUCCCUUUCUGGGUAUUUGGAGAAAUCGUCUUUUGUCGAGUCGACUCAAUUGGAGGUCAUCGAACUCAGUGAAAACUCGCUCGCCGGAACCUUGCCGCCUUGGUUCUUCCUCCUCCCAUCCGUCCAGCAGAUUAAUUUGGCUAAUAACAGCCUGACGCGUGUCGAGAUCUCCCCUGCUGCCGCUACGGGUAGUGACCUCGUCGCCGUCGAUUUGGGGUUCAAUAGAAUCGAGGGGAACGUACCGGUGAAUUUCGCGAGCUAUCCGGCGCUGUCGGCGCUGUCGCUCCGGUACAAUCGGUUACGUGGGACGAUCCCAUUGGAGUUCAGCCAGAUGAAGACGAUGAAGAGGUUGUACUUGGAUGGGAACUUUCUGACGGGGAAGCCGCCGGCAGAGUUCUUCUUCGGCGGCGAUCCGGUCUCCGGUAGCUUGGGGGAUAAUUGUCUGCAGGGAUGUCCACAGUCGUCUCAGCUGUGCGCUCCGUCGCAGAAGCCGAACGCUGUUUGCAAGGAAGCGUACGGAAGCGGGAGGGGAAAAGGAAAACCGAUGACCUGAAAUCCGACAUGUCGUCCAUUAAAUUAAUUAUAUAGUUUUUAUUUGUUUAUUAUUUUUUGCAUUUUACGAUGAAUCUCGGCGACAUAUAAUAAAAUGUGCUUUGGGCUUUGUAUA
Cucurbita pepo subsp. pepo (vegetable marrow) is the source of this 1376-nucleotide messenger RNA. RefSeq lists its product as uncharacterized. Gene Ontology annotation, molecular function: protein binding. The record is from RefSeq and is a predicted model, not a curated record. Lineage: Eukaryota; Viridiplantae; Streptophyta; Magnoliopsida; Cucurbitales; Cucurbitaceae.